AUGUCUGGAUCCUCCUGCAAAAUUCCCAGUGAAUCAGAUUCCAAGGUAACUCUUGGACCGCCAAUUCUUUCGGAAAUAGAACACAAAACUUUGCAACUUCAUGGCUUCCGGAUUGAUGCCCUUCUGGCCACAGGUGCUUUCUCACGCGUCUACCGUGGCUUUCUUCGAAAUGGUGACCAUGAAGAGGCUUUGGCUAUCAAAAUUGUGGAUUUACGUGAUCCUCCGCGCUUUCUUAAGCGUGAAAUUGACAUUUUGGCCUCUAUCGUACAUCCCCAUAUUGUCUCACUACAUACCCUUUUCGUAUCCGACGGUGCAUGCUUCAUUGUGACGCGUCUAGCAGCAUCUGGAGAUCUUUUAGACUACAUAAUAAAAAAUGGAGCAAUACCGGAGUAUAAGGCCAAGUUCUGGACCAAGCAAAUUGCUGAAGCAAUUCAAUAUCUUCACUCCCAAGAUAUUGUUCAUCGGGAUCUAAAGUGCGAAAAUAUCCUAUUGACUGAGGAGCUUCAUGUUCAGCUGGCAGACUUUGGCUUUGCAAAGUUUCUGCCACAUGGUCAACUGAGCCAUGGAUAUAGUGAAACUUACUGCGGCAGUAUGUCUUAUGUUGCCCCAGAAAUCCUCCGUGCGCGCCCCUAUAAAUCCAAACCUGCAGAUCUUUGGUCUUUUGGUGUGAUCGUGUUCAUUGUACUCAACGCCCAAGUCCCCUUUGAUGCCCCAUCCCUUCAGGGAAUUCUACGCUUACAGCUCAAACGUGCAUAUAAGUUCCGUCGAAGUUUACGGAAGCAUAUCUCGAGGGACGUCAAGAGCCUUGUGGGGCAUCUACUGCAGCCAAAAGUGAGAAAGCGCUAUACAAUUGAGGAAGUCCUGAGAUCGCGAUGGCUUACCCUUGAGGAACCGUAUUAAUCAAAGUGAGUAUUAUUCUUUGUAGAAAAUUUUAUGUCUCAAUAACACUGACUGAGAGAAAUCCGAAAAAGUUAAAAUAACAUUCCGGAAAUGUUAAUUUUACCCUGCAGUAU
Messenger RNA from Phlebotomus papatasi, 1013 nucleotides. Its product is annotated as testis-specific serine/threonine-protein kinase 3-like. Gene Ontology annotation, cellular component: cytoplasm; autophagosome. The transcript has 2 exons. The coding region runs from base 1 to 900 and encodes 299 amino acids. The record is from RefSeq and is a predicted model, not a curated record. NCBI's taxonomy places the organism in Eukaryota, Metazoa, Arthropoda, Insecta, Diptera, Psychodidae. Gene Ontology annotation, molecular function: ATP binding; protein serine/threonine kinase activity. Gene Ontology annotation, biological process: autophagosome organization; autophagy; peptidyl-serine phosphorylation.